This is a messenger RNA of Stylonychia lemnae, 915 nucleotides long. The record is from the annotation of a GenBank genome assembly. NCBI's taxonomy places the organism in Eukaryota, Ciliophora, Spirotrichea, Sporadotrichida, Oxytrichidae.
AUGCCUAGAUUUUAUCAAGCUCCAACACUAUCUGCAGAGUUUGAAUAAGAAAUGAAAAAAUUCAAGAACUUGUAGGUAUGGCAAGACAAAGACAUCCUAUCUAUGACUUAACUAAUCUUAAUUGAAGCCACAAGAGAUACUACUUAUGAUAUUUCAUUUGGCUUCAAAGCUAACCCAAGCUAGCUUUCAUCUUUUCAUGGGAGAAUAGAUUGCCUACUUUAUCAGAGAUAUGGAGGUGAAGAUCGAGGAAUUAAUGAUAUCAAGGGUAUGCAAAAUGAUGAUUAAGGCAUUGGCUUUCCUUUGGUCCCGAUAUUCUUUCCCAUUUAAGAGACUAAUUUUUAUGCUCCAUUUUAGCAUGAGAAGUUUUCCAUUAGUUAGGCGAUUAGUUGUGGACUUUGGAGUCUUGAACAUAUGAAUGAUAUAGAUCCUAGUAUAGAGUAUGUUAGAGUCUUGCAAACUGACGGUCAUAGAUGGAAGUUAUAUGAAAUACAUCGUACUCACGUCAAGAAGACUAAAUUUUUUGAACCGAGAGCAGAUUUAAGGUAAAACAGCUACAAAAAUAAGGUUGUGAGAAAUACUUAGCAAGGAAGAUUCUUUGAUGAUUACGAGCAUAUGCUAAGUGUAAUAGGACUUAUAAGAUAUGCUAUGGGUAUUCCUGAAAAUAUUGUCAUGGCUAAUGAUACUUAUGAGGUAGAGGAAUUACCAUAAUAAAAAGAUUACCAAAGAACUAUAUAAAAAGGAUUAUUAUAAUUGGAAAAAACAUAGGACGGAUUCCUGAUAGAUAAGAGAGUAUUUAAAGAAUUACCAGUUACUAGUUAAAAAGAUGAUUUGCAAAAGUUAAAUAGUGAUUAAUAAAAUUAGAAAUUGUUGAAUGAGUCUAAUGAAAUGAAAGACAUUGCCAAAAAAGGAAUUUGA